AUGAAGUUCCUCGCUAUCGGUGCACUCCUGCUCAGCACAGUUGGUGCUCUUGCGACGGAGCAUAUUCUCAACGGCGCCCAAAUUAUCCCAGCCAACGAUAAGGUAGCACUGGAAAAGGCCGGUGCUCGGGGAAACUACAAGCGUCAUGACCGUCGAACAGUGACGAUCCGGUCGUCGAAGAGUGACACCGACGAUGUGUCCGAUGAUUUUCUUUGGGGUAUUAAGGCUGCCAAUCACGGUGGCAGACUUCUUUUGCAAAAGGGGAAGACGUAUGUCAUUGGCAAAAAGCUUGACCUCAGCUUCUUAGAUGAUAUCGAAGUGCAGCUGGAGGGUGAAGUGAAGUUCACCGAUGACAUUGCUUACUGGCAAGCAAACCACUUCUUUUAUUCUUUCCAGAAGUCGAUUACUUUCUGGGUCUGGGGUGGUCAGGACAUCAAGAUUUUUGGAAAGGGAACUCUCAAUGGGAAUGGUCAGGAGUGGUACAAUGCCUUUGCAGGCCUGGAAAUUCUGGACCCGGACAACACUUUUUACCGCCCCAUUCUCUUCAUGACUGACAACGCUACCCGUGUGUCUGUCGAGGGUAUCACCCAACUCAACUCCCCCUGCUGGACCAACUUCCUCGUUCGUACCAAGGAUAUCUCUUUCGAUGAUGUCUUUAUCAACGCCUUUUCCACCAACGCAUCUGCUUUGCCCAAGAACACCGACGGAUUUGAUUCCCUCAACGUGGAUGGUCUUAGUGUGACCAAUACCCGCGUCGAUAUCGGCGAUGACUGUUUCUCGCCCAAGCCCAACACAACCAACGUUUUCGUGCAGAACCUGUGGUGCAACAAUACGCACGGGGUUAGCAUGGGGAGUAUUGGACAGUACUCCGGAGUCGAGGACAUUAUUGAGAAUGCCUGGAUUGAGAACGUGACGCUGUUGAAUGGUCAGAACGGCGUCCGUCUCAAGGCUUGGGCUGGACCAGACAUUGGCUUUGGUCGCAUCAACAACAUCACAUACAAAGACAUUCAAAUCGAAAACACCGAUGUUCCUAUUGUGAUGGAUCAGUGCUACUUCGACGUCAACGCUACCACGUGUGCCAGGUACCCGUCCCCUGUCAACUUCACCAACAUUCACUUCGAGAAUAUCCAGGGCACUUCGUCGGGCAAGAACGGUAAAGUUGUCGGCGAUUUGACUUGCUCGCCCAAUGCUGUGUGCUCGGGUAUUAAGCUCUCUGAUAUUGAUAUUACUAGCCCGGCUGGCGGUCCCCCCGUCGUGAUCUGUGAUGGAAUUGAUGGAGAUAUUGGCGUGGAGUGCCAGUCGAGCUCAAUUUAG
Molecule: messenger RNA, 1314 nt
Organism: Penicillium digitatum Pd1
Lineage: Eukaryota; Fungi; Ascomycota; Eurotiomycetes; Eurotiales; Aspergillaceae
Gene: pgxB
Biological process (GO): carbohydrate metabolic process
Molecular function (GO): polygalacturonase activity
Source: RefSeq, a predicted model, not a curated record